This is a messenger RNA of Phlebotomus argentipes, 1588 nucleotides long. RefSeq names its product zinc finger protein OZF-like. The coding region runs from base 58 to 1545 and encodes 495 amino acids. NCBI's taxonomy places the organism in Eukaryota, Metazoa, Arthropoda, Insecta, Diptera, Psychodidae. The transcript is spliced from 4 exons. The record is from RefSeq and is a predicted model, not a curated record.
CACACCAAUAAACGUCAAAAGAAAGCCAGAGACAAGCAAAAGUGCUGAAGUAGAAAUAUGGAUAUAAAACAGGAAAAGGAAGAUUAUUAUAGUGCUUGUGAGGCUGAGGAUAAGCUCCAAGGCAUCACGGCGUCCAAUGCUGAAGAGAAAUUUACUGUUAAGAGUGAGGAGAUUGACAAUUUCAACACUGCUGAGUAUUCAAGUUUAUUUGUAAAGAAAGAGCCUUUCCAGUGUUCAAUUUGUGGGAGGGAAUUUAAGAAGCGCAAUGGACUGUCUCUACACUGGAAAACACACGACAAAAGGACAAUUCACGAUUGUUCAGUAUGCAAAAAGGAAUUCAGGACACCAACUGAACUGAGAACGCAUAUGAGUGAACAUGCGAAGCAGAAGACAAAUCAGUGUUCUUAUUGUCCUAUGAAAUUCGCGCAAAAGGCUUAUUUGGAUCGGCAUGAAGUGAUUCACACGGAAAAGCCUCAACAGUGUCCUGUAUGUAAGAAAAUGCUGAAGAAUUCAAACACCCUCAGAGCGCACAUGAAUCGACACACUCUGUACGAAACGAUGUGCAAGGAAAUGUCGGCUGAGGAGAAUUAUGAUCAACAUAGCAAGCCUGCCAAGUCCUUCGAGUGCGACGUUUGCCAUCGCAGCUUCACAAAGGAGCGCACGCUAAAGGCUCACAUGACUUUUCACACGAUAUUCAAGCCCUUCGCAUGCGAUCACUGCGAUGAGACGUUCAAGUGGAAGCAGGAGCUUAAGAUUCACGAAAGGAUUCACUUCACUGGCGGCGUCAAGUGCAUUUACUGCCAAAGAACUGUUAAGUUUCUGCACAAACACAUGCAAAGUCAGCACAAAGGCCUCCCAAAGUCUGCUGGAACUGUUCCUUAUUGCACAAUUUGCAAGAAAAGCUUUCCGAAUGUCGACACUUUGGUGGAGCACGUGAAGACGCAUCAGCCCAAGAGGCGCUACGAGUGUGCAGAUUGUGGCAUGAGAUUCAGCAACAAGAACGUCUUGGGGAAACACCUGCGAAUAGGACAUCUGAAAGUGACCACGACGACGAAGAAGAAGAAAAAGAAGUUGCUGCACAAGUGCGAUAUUUGCCUGAAGAGAUUUGACGAAUUGUACAAAUUGAAGAUGCAUCGGAAGAAGCACAGUUCCCUGAAGCCAUUCAUUUGCGAAUUGUGCAAAGGCAGAUUCAAUACACUGAAAGCAUUGCAAAUCCACAUGGAGAAUCAUGAGAUGCUCGAAGGCAGUGAGAAGAUGUGCAUUUAUUGCACGCACGAGUCUGACACGAAACGAGCAAUGAAGAAACACUUGCAGACACUUCAUCGCGGACUUCCCCGCAUUGUUACUGACUUUCCCUUCAAAUGCACCGUUUGCCGGUCAAUUUAUAACAAAUUGGACGAUCUCAAGGAUCACGUAAAGGAUCAUUCGGAUGACUUCAAGUGCGAGAUUUGCGGAUUAAUCUGUGCAACCAACGGACAGUUUAAUGCACACGUAAGAACGAUGCAUAAGAAUUCGAGCCUUGGCGAUUGGGUGGUAAAAUUCUAAAUAUUGUAAAUGCAACGGAAUAAAGAAGUCUGGCAAGAGCGAA